GAUGAUAAUCCAAGACGGAAUCUGUCGAGCCUCGGUGAAUCUUCAAUCUUACAUAUUUGAAUUUAUGUGAUUAGUAUUAUAGCAACAGAUGAAUGGAAGAUAAUCUACUUUAACAAUUUAAGAAGAUGAACCUUUUGCCUCACAGCCACACUGAAUUUCAUUCUCCAGAGUACUGGGACAACUUUUUCAAAAAAAGAGGAACCAAAGCUUUUGAAUGGUAUGGAGAAUAUCCAGAAUUGUGUGGAGUUCUACACAAAUAUAUAAAGCCCAAAGAUAAAUUACUGGUUGUUGGCUGUGGAAAUUCUGUCAUCAGUGAAAAUCUGUAUGAUGUUGGUUACCAUGGUAUUGUGAACAUUGAUAUAAGUGAUAUAGUCAUUCGUCAAAUGAUAGACAAAAACCAAAGCAAAAGACCUGAUAUGAAAUUUCUUAAGAAAGAUGUGAAACAAAUGGAUUUUCAAGAUGGAGAAUUCAGUGCAGUGUUUGACAAGGGUACUCUUGAUGCCUUGAUGGUUGAUGAAACAGAAUCUGUUGUUGCAGAUAUUGAUGCUAUGUUUAAUGAAAUAGGACGUGUCCUUAAACAAGGUGGAAGAUACAUCAUAAUUACAUUGCUACAGGAUCAGAUACUGAAAAAAGUUUUUUCUUAUUUCCCUGAACUUGGGUGGCCGAUUAGAAUCCAUCUUAUCAGUACAGAUAGUUCAGAAAACAAAGAUUUCCACAUGCCAGUGUUUGCAGUAGUGCUGACAAAGUUCAAAAAGUUACCAAACAUGAAACAGAUCCUUGAAGUAUCAACAGUAGAAGAUAAAGUGGAGAGAUUUGAUAAUGUUGAUAGAGUGAAGGGAGUACUCAAAGAGAUGCAGUAUUAUGCAUUAAUUAGACAGCAGAUUAGUAAAAGAAAUAUGAGUAAAGAGCAUGUGUCUUUGUGUCUGUACAGUGAUAUAUCCACAUCACCUAGAUACACUUUACAUAUCGUUGACAGUACACAGAAUCUCAAACAGAAGUUUGCCAUUUUCAUUGUGCCACAAGGGAGAGAAACAGAUUGGCUGUUUGCAACAGAAGCUGGUAGGAAGCAGCUUUCAGAUUCUGCAGGAUUUGAAAGACUUAUUGUUGUAUGUUUACAUCGAGAUCAUACAUACACUGAUUUGGAUAGUAUAAAAACAGAACUUUCCUCUAAAGUUAUGGAGUUGACACCCCCAAAUUUCAAGAUAGGAGUACAGGUACCAUUCUUGUCCCUGGGACAGGAUAUUGGUAACAGACAUAUUAAGUGUAAAGGACACAGUGAUAUGAGUGGAGAGUAUGUUAUAGAAGAUGUGGAGGUGGAUGGAGAUAUGUACAGGAGACUGAUAUUCUCCUCUAAUCCUAACAUUGUACAGUCAGAGGCAAAGCUUAAAUCAGUAGGAAAGAAAAAAGGAAAGAAAGCAGGGAAGCUAAUUAUAGAUCCAGAUUAUUUGGCUUGUCAACAUCAUAUUUCUAUGAUAGCUGGUCUUGGAUUUGUCCCAGAUAUUCAUCAGUUGAAAGAUGGAAAACUAAGUGCUUUGUUGAUUGGUCUUGGAGGAGGAGGCCUAGCUACAUUCUUACAUCAACAUUUUAAACAGAUAAAUCUGAGUGUUGUUGAUAUAGAUGAUGCUAUGGUUAAUAUAGCAACCAAUUGGUUUGGUUUUGUUCAGGAUGAACUCCUCACUGUACAUGUUAGUGAUGGAUUAGAAUUGGUUAAGAAGGAAGUAGAAAAUGGUUUGAAACGUCAUGUGAUUAUGUUGGAUGUUGACAGUAAAGAUACUUCUGUUGGUAUGAGUUGUCCGCCACAGGCAUUUGUCGAAGAGGAAUUUCUGCUCAACUUAAAGAAACUACUUAACAAUAAUGGAGUAUUGAUAUUAAAUCUGGUUUGCCGGGAUGAAGAUAUGAAAAAGAAUGUGAUUAAGCGUCUUACAGAAAUUUUUCAUCAGGUUGUAGUGAAAGAUAUUGAGGAAGAAGUCAAUCAAAUAGUUUAUGCACAAAAUAGGACAGAACAGACUAACAGUGAAACAGGUUGGACUAAUGACACAUGUGAUAACAGUGCUAUGAAGAAUCCACCAACUUUAAUAAGUCCUGAAACAUCAAAAUAUUUGAAUUCUUGUGUAAAAGGAACUGAUAUUGAUCUUUCAGAUCAGUUUAAAAAUAUGAUUAUUAUAGAUAGAUAAAAAAUAAAUAUUUUUAAAGUGGU
This is a messenger RNA of Mytilus californianus (California mussel), 2197 nucleotides long. Its product is annotated as eEF1A lysine and N-terminal methyltransferase-like. The transcript is spliced from 14 exons. Lineage: Eukaryota; Metazoa; Mollusca; Bivalvia; Mytilida; Mytilidae. Bases 126 to 2174 code for a protein of 682 amino acids. The record is from RefSeq and is a predicted model, not a curated record.